AUGUCACUGUCUUGUCCUCUUUUCCCUCGGUUCCCUUUCACUUCCGGAGUGACUCUCUAUCCGCUGCCGCCGCCGCCGCCGCCGGGCCCUGGGGCUGGCCCGGGAGGGAGUGGCGCGGGCGGCGCGGCCGGGGACCCGCAGCUCGUGGCCAUGAUCGUGAACCACCUCAAGAGCCAGGGGCUCUUCGACCAGUUCCGCAGGGACUGCCUGGCCGACGUGGACACCAAGCCUGCCUAUCAAAACCUGAGACAGCGUGUUGACAGCUUCGUUGCAAACCACUUGGCAAGUCAUACUUGGAGUCCGCACCUCAACAAGAACCAGCUGAGAAACAAUAUUCGGCAGCAAGUUCUCAAAUCAGGAAUGCUGGAGUCUGGUAUCGACCGAAUUAUUUCUCAGGUUGUGGAUCCAAAGAUCAACCACACAUUCAGACCUCAGGUGGAAAAGGCUGUGCAUGAGUUUCUGGCCACCCUGAACCACAGGGAGGAAGCAGGUGGCAACACCACGCCUGAUGAUGAAAAGCCGGAAGCUUUUGUUGUGACGCAAGGUGUUCCUGCUCCUGGGCCCGGUACUAAUGUGGCCAAUGACGCCAUGUCAAUCUUGGAAACCAUAACUUCUCUUAACCAGGAAGCUCAUGCUGCCAGGGCGUCAACCGAAACGUCGAGCACCAAGACCAGUGAGAGAGUGUCCAGGAAACUCUCAUCUCAGCCCAGCACUGACACCACCCCUGACAGAGAAAGGAGCUCAGAGGACGGGGCGGACAAAGAAAAGGCAGCCCCUGAUUCCGGAGGGGAAGGGCUAGAAGGUGCCCUGAAGUCUGAAGAGCCUAGUGAGCUCCCCUGUGCAGGAGAAGAAGCUAAAAAUCAGACGAAAGAGAGUAAUGUCAUUCCGCUGAGUAAGGACGCUCAGCAGGAAAGCAGUGACCCAAAGAGUAAGCCCGCAGAUAGAGCAGAAAGGAAGCCAGAUGGCGGUGACAAAGGGGAGCGGAAGAAAGAAAGGAAGGAGAAGUCUGAAAAGAAGGCUGACCACUCGAAAAGGAGCGAGGACGCACAGAAGGCUAAAGAGGAAAGGCAGGCAAAGGACAAAGAAGUUGAGAGCACGAAACUUCCCUCGGAAAAGAGCAGCAGCAAAGCUAAGGCCGCGGAGGGGACAAAGGAAGAUUGCUCUUUGAUGGAUUCUGAUGUGGAUGGUCUUACAGACAUCACAGUUAGCUCUGUCCACACCAGUGACCUUUCAUCUUUUGAAGAAGACACUGAGGAGGAAGUUGUAAUGUCAGAUAGCAUGGAAGAAGGAGAGAUUACAUCAGAUGAUGAAGAGAAGAGCAAGCAGAAUAAAACAAAAAGUCAAACUAAUGAUUCUAGUGAAGGAAAAGCCAGAAGCGUACGGCAUGCUUACGUCCACAAACCAUAUCUUUACUCAAAGUAUUACAGUGACUCUGAUGACGAGCUCACAGUAGAACAACGGCGGCAGUCCAUUGCAAAAGAAAAAGAAGAGAGACUUUUAAGAAGACGAAUUAAUCGAGAGAAGCUUGAGGAAAAGCGGAAACAGAAAGCAGGAAAGACAAAGACUUCCAAGGCCAAGAGCCAAGGCAAAAGUAAUGUUGACUUAGAAGAUUCAUCAACAAAGACUUUGGAACCCAAAGCCCCCAGGAUUAAAGAAGUCCUAAAAGAACGGAAAGUUUUAGAGAAAAAAGUAGCUUUAAGCAAACGAAGAAAAAAGGAUUCAAGAAAUGUUGAUGAAAAUUCCAAAAAGAAACAGCAAUCAGAAGAGGACUCCAAAGAGGUCCUUAAAACAAGUGAGCACUGCGAAAAAGAAAAGGCAUCGUCCAAGGAGGCGAAGCAUGCUCAUGUCAAAGGCGAACCAAGUAAACCUGCCCGGAGACUUUCAGAGUCUUUGCAUUCAUCUGAUGAAAACAAAAGUGAGUCCAAAGCAGAACGAGAGCAUAAGAGGCGGACAUCGACGCCUGUUGUGACGGAAGGGGCACAGGACGACACAGACACAAAAGACGGAAAAAGGCAAGCAGAACGCUCUGAGGUUAGCACAGAAGAACCCACAAAACAGAGAAGCACCCUUAAAAAUGAAAGGUAUCCAAAGAAAGAUGACCCUGAUGCUCCCCAGGGGAAAGGCGUACUCAAGAAAGAGGCAAAGCCUUCCAAGGAAAAGCCUGAGAAAGAGAAAACUCCGUCAGAAGAAAAACUAUGUUCAAAACACAGAUACAGAAGUGACAGUGUGCACAAGACAGGUGACGAGAUGGAGCUUCACUCCUCUGAGAAAGCUUUAAAAAUAGAGGAAAGCAUUCAGAAGCCAAGUCAGCAGACCAAACCUGCUUCAGAUGACAAGGCUGAACGUAAAAGUAAACACAGGAAUGAGAGGAAAUUAUCAGUAUUGGGUAAAGAUGGAAGGCCAGUUUCUGAAUAUCUUAUAAAAACAGAGGAGAAUGUACGUAAAGAACACAGCAAGAAGGAGAAGCAGCCGUCGUCUGGAAAGCCUAAAGUAGAUCACAGAGCACGAAGAUCAAGUGAUUCCAAAAUUCAGAAGGAUUUUCUAAGUUCCAAACAGCAGAGUAUCACGGCACAGAAAAGAAGUGAAAGUUGUUCAGAAGACAAGAGUGAGGCUGAUGUGACUGGUUUAGACAGCAGUUUAAAACCAGAAGAGGGCACUCAUAAGGAAAGGCGAAGGACAAAGAGCCUGAUGGAAGAGAAACCUGGGCUGAAGUCUAAAUGGAAAGGGCACGGCAGACAGUUAAAGGCUGCUGAAGCAGAAUUACAAGACAGUGUCUCGAGACAGGUGAGUGCUCCAAAGCCUGACAAGAAGAACACAGAAGAAAAUGACCCAGAAAGGCAGCGCAAGGCCAAAGCCGAAGACAAAUCAGAAGAAGCUGGCGGUGAGCCUGCACUGGAGAGUGCCGCUCCUUUGGCACACGGCGCACAGAAGGACUCUGGCCACAGAGCCAAGUUACCAUGGGCAAAGGACAAGCAUAAGAGUGAUAAAGACUCGAGCGCCUCCAGACUGGAGAGAAAGUUCUCAGAUGGGCACAGAAGUAGGAGCUUAAAGCACAGCGGUAAAGACACGAAAAAGAAGGAGGAAAGUAAGUCAGAGGACAAGGAUGGUAAAGAUGCUGACGGCAGUCAUGAGAAGGCCAGAGGGAAUGGCUCGGGCGUAGAGAAGAAAGUAAGUAGAAGGCUCUGUGAGCAUCGAAGAGGGAGUGUGUCCCAAGAAUCGGCCAGGGAUGAUAAAUUAGCAGCCAGCCCCUCCGGUACCUCCAGUACUUCCUCCCUCCAGAGACCAAAAAAAAAUGCCGAGACCACACCAGUCCCUGAACAAGAACUGAUGGAAACUGAUUCUGAGGCAGCUGUCGAGAGUGUAUCUGAACUUUCUAAGGCCCAAGACAACAGCAGCUAUAGUUCACAGCAAGACAGUGACACCGAGAACAUUACAAAACAGAGAACUGCUGCCGAGGUGCCCAAGGACGAGCUCAAAACUUGCAUGGUGGACUCAAAGCCGGUGGCUGUGAGCUCUAAAUCAGGGCGUGCAAUAGCAGUUACUAGUAAUUCUGAAAAGCACACUGACCAUAAAAGCACCCUGACCAAGAAAGUGCAUACCCACAGUGCUGUGUCCAAACCAAGUCCUCGGGAGAAAGAGCCAGGGCAGCGUGGAGCUCAGGAAGUGAGUGUGGACCCUGAAGCCAGUCGGAGAGUGCUGUCUAGGGCCCUGCCAGAAAGUGAUAGGCUUCCGAAGAAUUUGAAAAGCACUGCCAGGGCCACUGAGGCGUGUGGCACUCCAGGAGAAACUAUUCUUGAACAUUCCUCAGACUUAGAUGCCUCACCCUCCUUACGUUCAGCGACUCUCAUACCUCAAAGAGAAUCUCAUGACUCAAAUACCAUUCCUGCCAUUAACAGAGAAGCUGUUUUGGAAGGCGGCACACCCAGCACCUCCGUUGUGGGUGACUCUGAUGUCCCUAACCAAAAUUUGGCUGUUAAGAAAUCAGAAGUCCACAGAACAAAUGACAGCAAAGAAGGUAGCGACAGUCCCACAGUAAAUACACCAGUGAAAGCAAGCACGGUUACCAAGAGGCCCGUUCCAGAACAUAGCCAGGCCAUGUCAUUGGACACAGAGAGCAGACCAAGCAUGCCUUUUGCUAGCAAGGCAACAGAUGUAAUGGUGGAAAAUAAGGGCAUUAGCACAGACAAGAGCUUCGUGGGCUCAGCCAAGAAAGAGAGUGAUUUAAAGGCAGAGCCUGAUUUGAAGCAGGACAGAAUCGCAGCUGGUCACAUGGUCGGCCUGAGUGCAGGAAAAGACCCUGAGGCAGUCAAACAGAAGCAUGCCAGAGAGCCAGACAAACGCAAAGGACUGCCGGCUGACGUUGGAAGGAGGACAGAAAGCAACGAGGUGGACACCAGUGCUGGGCGGGAUCCUGCCUCUGUGUCACCACAGAGGAAUGGGAAGAUGGACAGGGAGGCCACAGCACCUGACAGAGAAGACAAAACUUCUGUUGCUACUAGUACUGAAGGGAAGGACCAAGGCAUGGCCUUCAACCCAGUGAAAGCUGGAGAUGCCAUCACCACUUCCUCCAAAACAGGAGAGAAGGGGCUGUCUUUGCCUUGCACCAGCAUUGAAGCAGAUGAAGGGUUCACAGUGGGUGCGUGCCCCAGAAACGAGCUCCUGCAGGUUGGGGCAGGAGCCAGAGAGUGCACUGUUUUUGCUGCAGCCGAAGAGGGUAGGGGUGUCGGUGUUGUCACAGAAGGGUUUGCUGAGAGUGAGACUUUGCUCACAAGCUCCAAGGAAGGAGAAAGUGCAGAGUGUGCUGUGGCCGAAUCACAAGAGAGAGUAGUGGGCCCCGUGGCCCCGCAGACAGUGGACAUCGAUGCCAACAUGAACAGCGUUGUGACGGAGGAAAAGGAUGACGCUGUCACGAGUGCAGGCUCUGAGGAAAAGUGUGGUGGGUCUUCGAGCCCAGGUGAAGGGACAGGGACUUUGAUUGGCGAAGUUGAAAGCGAUGGAGCAGUUACUAGUGCUGGGACCGAGGUGAGAGCAGGGUCUGCCAGCAGUGACGAUGUGGACGGGUGCCAAGGAACUCGGGCAGUUGGUCCUAAAAAAGAAACGGAAGGCACUGUGACAUGUACGGGAGCAAAGGGACCGAGUGAGGCUUCCGUUUUCUGCUUGGUAACUGCGGCAGGCCCACAAGAGCAGCAUGUGGUUACAGGUGCAGAUGUGGUACAGGUGGGUGAUGAUACACCCCCAGAGACAAGUGCCAGCCAAGAAGGAGCCGGUUCUGGGAAUGACAGUGCAGAAGGCGAGAGUGCGGUCACCAGCACAGGCAUCACUGAGGAAGAUGGCGACGGGCCAGCAAACUGCACCGGUUCAGAAGACAGCAGUGAAGGCUGUGCUAUCAGCUCUGAAACAGAAGAAAACGGGGAGAGUGCAAUGGACAGCACGGGGCUCAAAGAUGGCCCGGAUGUGCCCUUAGUGGCUGCGGGACCCUGUGACGACGAAGGCAUUGUCACCAGCACAGGCGCCAAGGAAGAGGAUGACGAGGGGGAGGGCGUUGUGACCAGUACUGGGAGAGGCACCGACAGUGGGCAUGCAUCAACGUGCACAGGGUUAGAAGAGACUGAAGGAAUGUUGGUUUGUGAGAGUGCAGAAGGGGGUGCUCAGAUUGGCCCUGCGCUGGAGCGUGUGGAUGCUGAGGCGGGGGCAGCCAUCGUGAAUACAAACGAAAGAGAUGUGGACAGUGUGAGCGGUGCAGACAAGGAGGCCAAAGACCCUGAUAUCUGCUCUAGUGCCAAAGGGCUCGUAGAAAGCAGUGUGACCAGUGCCUUCGCGGGGCGCGGGGAAGGAGGCGGCGAGGGUCCCAUGACUAGUGCAGCUUCCGAUCACACUGGUAGUCAGCUCUCCAGGAAGGAAGUGGCUGAAGAUGCACCCAUUUCCACUGGCGUGGUGGGGGGCAGUUACGAUGUCCUUGUGUCUGGUGCCAUCCCAGAAUGUGAAGUUGGCCACACAGCACCCAGUGAAAAAGACGAAGGCAUCAUCACCUGUGUGGACAGUGACGGGUGCAGUGGCCUUUUGGCCAGCACGGCUGGGUCUGACGUUUCCCAGAAAGACAGUGUAGCUGGCGCUAAAAGUCAGGGCGGUGGGCUGAUGAUUUCGACCAGCACACGUGGUCCGGCGCGCACCGUCGUAGCCGUGCAAGAAGGGCACGCGACAGGUGCCGGGGCGACCGUGGAAGGGUUCGAGGCCCCCAUGCCCAGUGCCGUGUCAGGGGGCGAGGGCCGCCUCACGGCCAGCAGGAGCGAGGACAAGGAUGAGUGUGCCAUGAUCUCCACGAGCAUCCGCGAGGAGCUCCAGGGGCCCAUGUCCAGUGCGCUGCCCGUGGGUGCCGAGCGGCAGGCAGCCGCAGCCGGGGAGAGCACCGCGGCGCUGGGCUCGGUGAGCAUCGAGGACUCCGAGGUGCCGACACCAAGUGCUCCCGCCGGAGCUGAAAGUCCUCUUGCCUCGACCAGCAAGGAGGAAAAGGAUGAGUGUGCGCUCAUCUCCACCAGCGUGGCGGAGGAGUGUGAGGCCUCCGUGUCCGGUGCCAGCGACAACGUGCCGUCCUUGGCGGACGGGAGUGCCGUCAUCUCGACAAGCUCGGGGGAGGACUGCGAGGGCCCGGUGUCCAGUGCCGCCCCCCGGGAGGCAGCCUGCCCCUCGGUCACCGUGGUGGAGGAGCCCGGCGACGCCGCCAUGAUUUCCACGAGCACCUCUGAGGGACGGGAGGCAGCCAUGGUUGGGACCGUCCCGGCAGAUGAAGACCAGGCGGCGAGAGCGGAGGACGUGAGUGACGCCGCCAUCAUCUCCACCAGCACCGCGGCCUGCGUGCCUCUGGGCCGGGGCAGACGCGAGGCGCUCCUGGCUGGAAGCGGAAGCCUCUCGGAGACGCGGAGCGUGUGCGAGCUACCCAUGCCCAGCCUCGUGGCCGAGCGUCUCUGCCGGUGCCCAGUGGCGGUCCCGGGAGGCAAACGAGCAUGGCCCCUGCCGGCUGUGAGCGCUACGGAAGGGCGGGACGGGCUGCCAGCCAGCGAGCCUUCUGCGGGGCAAGGCCAGCCGGGCGCUGCGCGCACCAAAGACGAGGACGGGCGGGACCCCGGCCAAGGCCCCGGGGCACAAGCCGGAUCCUGUAGCUCCGUUCAGGGGGACAACAGAAGCCCAGAGACGGGAGCGCCGGGUGGUUGUUGGGCGGGAAGGGGCUCCAAGAGCCUGGGAGGCGCGGGACCGAGUGCAGAGGCCCUCUCUGGCAGCGUCCCCGGUCUGGCAGCAGUCAGCGCCAGCCCAGACGCCGCGGGGCAGAACUCUGUCCCUUCUGACUGGCAGGGGCCCGAGGACAGCUUGAAGACAACCAAACGUACCGCAGGCCAAGAAUCAAAACCGGCUCCUUCCCACGCGGCAGCCCUUGCAGCUGCCUGCCCCUUAGCUCCAUCUGCUCCCGAGGGGGAGGCCGCCCUGACUUCCCAGAGCCAUCAUGGCAGCGCCUGGACCGAUGAAGCUGAGAAAAGAGGACCCGCUGCUGGUGCCCAGAAGUCAUCCCCCAGGGAGACAGACCUUGAUGCCCCUGUCGCUGAGGAAAGCACGUGCAACACAGGCAGUGAGGAGUCGUCAGCAAAGGUUAUGGGAGAAUCGGAAUUGUCAGCCAACCUGAAAAUUGAGACAUUUGUGCCUUCAGAGAGGGGUAAAAAUCAUGAAGUUGCAGCGGCACCCAGAAGCCCCUGCUUUGAAAGGCCGAGAACAACGGCUGAACCACAAAAGGGGGCUUCAUUAGUGAGCGAAUCGCUAACUGUUGAAAACUCAGACUCAAGAAUGAAUGAAGUUCAUUAUGAAUCUCAUAACAAAGGAGAACUACUCGGUGGUAAAAAACAGAGCAUGGGAGCCGUGAGCGGUCACAGUGUUGAAGCAGCUCCGAAAGAGGUUGAAGAGGAAGAAAGGCUUAUGCUGAGAAGAAAAGGAAAGAAGCAUUACCCCUCCUCAGAAGACGAACUGGAUGAUAACCCAGAUGCACUGGUUUCCAGAAUAGAAACAGCACAGGGUCAGUGUUCUGAAACGGAGCCUCAUGACACAAAGGAAGAGAGCUCUGGAUAUCUGGAGGAAGUCUCUAGAACAAGUGCUCAGACAGACAGCACUGCAUGCAGGACCGUGGAGGAAAAAGAUGACAGCAGCAGCGACGCCACUGGGGAGAAGCCGGAGCCGCAGGAGGACGACGUCAGGGCGCAGGAGGAAGAUCAGCCAAUAAUUAUUAAAAGGAAAAGAGGAAGACCUCGAAAAUACCCAGCAGAAAUGGCUUUAAGAACAAAAGAAGACUCCAAAGCAGAUGUGGGCGUUGCCUCUGUAGAGCAGUCUUCACCUACCAGCAAAUUGAAAGGAGACCAAACAGAUGAGUGCAGUAAAGAAACAGCCAGCCUGCAGGACGGAAGCACGGGCAAUGAUGAUGGCGAAGAGAAGACAGCAGCAAGUGUGCGUCGGAGAGGAAGGAGGCCCAGGCGCUCCUUCACUUCAUCAGAUGAUGCUGACUCCUCAGAGCCAGAGCGAAAACGCCACAAAUCAGUUUCUGAAGCAUCCGAGGACAAAAAAGACCAGGAGUCUGAUGAGGAAGAGGAAGAAGAGGAAGAGGAUGAGCCCUUGGGAGCCACCACAAGAUCCACCACCAGAUCGGAGGCUCAGAGAUCAAAGGCCCAGCUGUCCCCUUCGAUCAAGCGCAAGAGAGAAGUCAGUCCUCCUGGGGCUCGAACUAGAGGCCAGCAGAGAGUGGAGGAAGUCCCUGUGAAGAAGGCAAAGCGGUAAUGCUGAGCGCUAGGCCUGGCUUCCUGAAGAGCAGCCCGAGAGGGGACCAGCCUCCCUCGCUCCCUGGGCUGUGUGCUGUUUUUGUUUUUAAACCAAGAAAAGGAGAUGCAUGUGCUAUAAGUUCCUAGGUGCAAGCUUUUUCUUGUUAUGUUUUAAACAGCUUUAUAAACUAUUGUUCAUAGAAGAUAUUAUGUACAUUUAUUUCAGAUAAAGGAAGAUAAGUUUACUUUGUAUCUGAACUCAACAAAGUAGUUGUAUAUUUUAACAGUCGAAAUUGGGAUUUCCCAAUGUGACAUCACUAAUGCAAUCCUUCCAGCUGGUCAGACACCAGGUUGCCUCCUGGUGAUCUGUGUAUAGUAUAUAAACAUGUAAAAAUAGGUUGUAUUUUACUCAAUGUAUGAUGCUAAUCAAUGAACACUUUAUUUAUUUUACAGAGAAAUCCUAUCUGUGAACUUUACUAUAUAUCUGUUUAUUUUAUUUUAUAAUUUUUUUUAAUAAAAAGAGGGUUUUAAAUGCUAUGCAGACAUCAGUAGAAGAGUUUUUAGGACUCUGCCUGCCCUGCAACUGUCUGUGUGUGACCUGGCAAGAAGCCCAGAACUUCACGCAUGUACCCAAGUAGUUUAGCUGAAGAAAGGAUCUCCUUUUCUGUUGACAGUCAUGACUGUUUUUUAAGAGUGUAAUUUGUUUGUAGAUUAUUCUUGCCUCUGUGACUUUACCACCAGCCUCGUUAACAUAAGUGACUCUGGUUCAGGUAAAGCCACACCCUUCACCUGCAGGGCUUUGCCCUUGUUCACACCCCAGCUCCAUGCCAUUCCCAGGUCUCUGCUGCUGUCUCCGGUGAUGAUUAGAUCACGCCUGUCUGUUCAUCUAAAGGAUUUUAUGUUGUUUUAUACACAGUUACUUCAGGACAGAACUGGUUUUAUUGCCAGGUUCUUUUUUAAACAUGUUUUAACCCCCAUAAUGAACAAACUGUCCAACUUCAAUUUUUCAUAGAAUUAAAGUUUUAGGUCAGAUUUGUUUCUUCGAUGAUGUGUUGCCAAAUGACUAAGAUUGUUUUAAAAUGCUUUGUUCAUACUCUUGUUUUCUAGUUAAAAUUGACAUUCAUUGUGUGGGGUUUUCAUUGUUGGUUGUGAUGGUUUUUUUUGCCUCCUUUUUUUAAUUUGAGUUUUAUUUUGUUGUUUUGACUCUUAAUGUAAGGUGGAUAUUCCUGUCAUUUUACAUUGUUUCUUACUGAGAUUUUUUACAUAAAUUAUAAAAUGUUU
Molecule: messenger RNA, 10070 nt
Organism: Nannospalax galili (Upper Galilee mountains blind mole rat)
Lineage: Eukaryota; Metazoa; Chordata; Mammalia; Rodentia; Spalacidae
Gene: Bod1l1
Product: biorientation of chromosomes in cell division 1 like 1
Exons: 27
Coding region: 1-8808 (2935 amino acids)
Source: RefSeq, a predicted model, not a curated record